AUGAACGGCUCCCAGGACGCCAGCGCAUCGGCGCAGGCCGCCGUCUUUGUGCAGUCGCAGCCGCUGCCCGAGGGGACGCCCACCAUCCAGGGUCCGGACUUUGACCAGCAGGAUCCCAACGACCUCGCCGCGCUCCUCGGCUCCAUGGCCAAUGUCGGAUUCCAGGCCUCGGGCGUCAGCCGCGCCAUCGACAUCAUCGACCAGAUGCGGUCCUGGCGCCUCUCGACCGACCCGGCCUACCUCGACUCGACCGACCCGGCCUACCUCGACUCGACCGACCCGGACAAGCUGCCCCUCGACGAGGCCAGCCAGGUCGGCUGCCGCAUCUUUCUCGGCUUCACGUCCAACCUCGUCUCUUCGGGCCUCCGCGAGGUCAUCAAGUUCCUCGUCAAGAACCGCUACGUCUCGGCGCUCGUCACCACCGCCGGCGGCAUCGAAGAGGACCUGAUCAAGUGCCUGGGCCCCACGUACCUGGGCGACUUUAGCCUCGACGGCGCCACGCUGCGAAAGCGCGGCCUCAAUCGCAUCGGCAACCUGCUCGUGCCCAACGACAACUACUGCAAGUUCGAGGACUGGGUCAUGCCCAUCCUCGACCGCAUGCGCCAAGAGCAGGGCGACGACGUCGCAAACGCCUGGUCGCCCAGCCGCGUCAUCCAGCGCCUGGGCCGCGAGAUUAACGACGAGAGCAGCAUCCUCUACUGGGCCGCCGUCAACGACAUCCCCGUCUUCUGCCCCGCCCUCACCGACGGCUCGCUCGGCGACAUGCUCUACUUCCACUCGUACAAGAACCCGGGCCUCACCAUCGACCUCGUCAAGGACAUCCGCAGGCUCAACGACCUCAGCGUCAAGGCGCCAAAGGCCGGCAUGAUCAUCCUCGGCGGCGGCGUGUGCAAGCACCAGAUCGCCAACGCCAUGCUCUUCCGCAACGGCGCCGACUUUAGCGUCUACAUCAACACCGGUCAGGAGUUUGACGGGUCCGACUCGGGCGCCCGCCCCGACGAGGCCGUCAGCUGGGGCAAGAUCAAGAGCGCCGCAAACGGGGGCCAGAACGUCAAAGUGUACUGCGACGCCACCAUCAUCUUCCCCAUGAUUGUCGCAGCCACCUUUGCAAAGGGCCACUGGCAGGCCAAGCGCGCCGGCCUCGAGGCCAAGUGA
Molecule: messenger RNA, 1155 nt
Organism: Pseudozyma flocculosa PF-1
Lineage: Eukaryota; Fungi; Basidiomycota; Ustilaginomycetes; Ustilaginales; Ustilaginaceae
Exons: 1
Coding region: 1-1155 (384 amino acids)
Biological process (GO): peptidyl-hypusine biosynthetic process
Cellular component (GO): cytoplasm
Molecular function (GO): deoxyhypusine synthase activity
Source: RefSeq, a predicted model, not a curated record